Molecule: messenger RNA, 3086 nt
Organism: Dermatophagoides farinae (American house dust mite)
Lineage: Eukaryota; Metazoa; Arthropoda; Arachnida; Sarcoptiformes; Pyroglyphidae
Source: RefSeq, a predicted model, not a curated record
AGUUGAUGAUAAUGAUGAUGUGGAUGAAAUUGUUGAAAUUAUUGAUAGUAUCGAUGAAGUCGUUGAUGAAACUGAACCAGAAUAUCAUAAAAAUCAACAUUCAGAUGAUGAUGAUGAAAGCAUAGCUUCAUUGAAAGCAGUCGUAUUAAUGAGAAAUUCCACAAAUAACAAUGAAGAACAAACAUUGGAAACGAAAUCAACAAUAGCUAAAAUCGAAACACCGGCAACAUCUAUGAAAAAAGAUCUGGACGAAGACGGCGAUGAUGACGAUAUAAUCUUCAGUGAUUUGAUGGAAAAUUUGAUACAAAAAGAUGUAUUCAAUAAUAGUAAUGACCGUACAGGGAAUCAUGAACAACAACGAAAACGACCUCAAUCAGCUCGACAACCAUCAUCAUCAACAAUAACUAAAACAACAAUCACAGCAAAAACAUCGAUGAAUGAAAUUCUGUUGAAUCAGCAUCAGCCUGAAUUAUCAUCAAAUAAAUCCAACAUCAGCAACAAUCGAACAAUAAUGGCACGUACCAAUACAGCAACAUCGUUAGAAGCUGUAUUUGAAGAGGAUGAUGAAGAUGGACCAACAGAUGAACCACAAAAUGACGAAUCUUUUUCCAACAACAACAACGACGAUAACACGGAUAACAGCAGAAUCAAGAAUUCUGAUCAAAUGAGUCAAAUGGGAUUCAUCAUCCAGCCAACGAAGCCAACAGCAACAACCAAAUCGGAAAAAGGCGAAAAUAGUCAAAAAUACUUGAAUGAAAAACCGAAAGAUACCGAUAUUAAAGCAGCCACUAAGGCAAUAUUAUUAGAUGGCGUGGAACAACAACAGAAACAACGGCAACAAAUUAAUGAUGAACAUCAAUCAUUGAAUGGCAUGAAUGAAAUAACCAAUCUAAGCGACGAACGGUGGGAUCAAGAUGAUGGUGAAUAUUCCGUAGUCAAUGACGACGAAAAAGUUUUCGAAGAUGAUAAUUAUGAAGAAGAAGAAUUUGAAUCCGAAUCAAAUUCCAUCCAACAACGGCAAACAGAAUUGAAAAAUAAUAGCAUUCAAUAUAGUGAUAAUAGUAAUGAUAGGAUUCAUUUGGAUGUUGAUAAUGAAUUCCAGCAACAAUUUCAAACAAUCACUGAACAAAUGCAAAUGGAUAUUGCAAAUUUACGUGAAAAUUUACGAAAAGAAUUGAAUGAAAGUAAAGAAUUGUUGAGAAAACAAAUGGAUAAUGAAAUUCUUUCCAUGAAUAAACGAAUGGAUAUGAUUCACAUUGAACAUAACGAUGAGCAAGUAAAAUUAUCCCGUAAAAUUGAUGGGCUCAAUUUGUCAUUCGAUUCGAUUCGAAAACAGCAACAACAACAAACGAAUAUAGCUGAAGAAAUGGGUAACAAAAUAUUCACAAAAAAAGUAAAUUCAAUGAUGAAUGAAGUGAAUGAAAAUCUAUCCGAACAAUUGCAUAGAAUCAGUGCUAAUCUAGAUAAAACAAUUACGAAUGAAAUCGAAAAAGUUUCCGAACAGAUUGAAAAAAAAUUGUUGACCAAACAAGAACAAACGUUAAGGCAGGAGUUAUCACUUCGAAUAUCUGAAUCAUUGAAACAAUACGAAAAUCAAAUGAGUGAAACGAAUCAUAGAUUAUCAUGGGAUCGAAUACGAGAUGAAUUUCAUCCGUUCAUUGACCAAUGUCGAUUAAUGGCCAACCAAAAUCAGAAAAGUGUUGAAACUUUACGAUCAAUGAUUGAACAGGAUCGAAACUUUGCUAAAGAAAACUUUCAUCGAAUCGAUACGAAUAUUGCUCAUUUAUUGAAAAAAGAUAAAGAGAAUUCAAGUGUGACUGUUUCGAUGAAUCGAUCGUCGUCCGAUCACCAUCAGCAUCGACAACAAAUACAUGAUAUGAUCGAUGAGGAAAGAGAAUCAUUGAUGAAACGAUUGAAUGAAUUGGAUGAGAAAAUUGAAUCAUUUAUGCAACAGAUCGAUUCGAAAUUGAAUCAUUUCGAAAAAACUAUUCAUCAAUAUCAACAAUCAUCUAGAGAUUCGGAUAUUUCUCGGCAACAAUCGAUGAAUAAUAAUGAUAAUAAAGUGCUGAGUGAUUCAAAGAAUUCCAAUGUAGAAAAACUUUCAACCGUGAUUAUGUCUGAAGAAAAUUACCGUAAUGAUAAUGAUCAUCAUAAUCAUUCAGGAAUUUUUCCAACAACUUUGUGCAAAGAAAAUUCGAAUUCAAAAAUAAUAAAAGUCUAUCAAAAUAAUGAUGAAACAACUUUGAUCAAUUACAACAACAAUCAUCAUCAUAAUGCUACUGAUGGUUCAAAACAAAUUCCAACAACCCGAACAGAUAAUGAUAAUAAUUGUGAUGACGACUAUGGAACAUUACCAUUGACGAAAAUUGUGAAUAAAACUGCUAAUGAAAAACAUUUACAGCUUUUAGAACAGUGUAGCAAUUUGAAAGAUUUUUUGCAAAAAUUUUAUGUGAUGAAAGUUGAUGAAAAUUGUAUCGAAAAGAAAAAAUCUGCCAAAUCCAAUAUAGUUCAGCCAAUAAAAAUAAGGACAAAAGACUACGGCGGUGUUCGACGUAAUAAACGACGUGAUCAGCGAUCAAAAUUUGUUCAUCGAAAUAUUAGGCGAAAAUCUUCAGAUGAUGGCAGCGAAUCACUGAGUAGAUCGACGACUAUCGAAUCGAAACCUAGAUAUCAAUCAGUGUCGACGCCAAAUUUAAACUCAUCAUUACAGUUAUCGUCAUCAUCAAUAUCAUCAAAAGGUCACGAUAAUCAUCCACAUCGAACUGAAAGUCGAAAUCAUAAUCAUCAUCAUCAUCGACAUGGAUAUAGCCAUGGUAAACAUUUUAUAGAUACAUCCAUACGUCCAAAUGAAACGAUGAUGAAUCAUCGAUCAUCGAUCAUAUUCAAAUUCACCUAUAAAAUUCAAUUCAAAAUAUAUCAAUAAUAAUAAUAAUAAACAAGCUCAACAUCGUGUUCGUAUUGCAACAAAUUCAUUGAUAUCGAUGAUCAAACAGACUACUAAUCAAUUAAAGCAAGAAUUGAAUAAUUUGGAUAUGCUUGGUGGUCGGUAUGAUGAUGGUGAUGAUCAUUUGCAUGCCAUGAUACGA